Molecule: messenger RNA, 5128 nt
Organism: Anolis carolinensis (green anole)
Lineage: Eukaryota; Metazoa; Chordata; Lepidosauria; Squamata; Anolidae
Product: complement receptor type 1
Exons: 35
Coding region: 252-4301 (1349 amino acids)
Biological process (GO): T cell mediated immunity; negative regulation of complement activation, classical pathway
Cellular component (GO): plasma membrane
Source: RefSeq, a predicted model, not a curated record
CAGGCAGAAAGGAAAGGAGGCGCAGCGAGUGACGUCUUUCGGGCGCGCCGGCACCACGCGGAGGCAGAAGAAAACUCAGAAAGAGUGCCUUCCCGCCCGGGCGUCUAACCGGAAGAGCAGGAGGGGCGGUGCCUUCCCGGCCGUGUGCUUCGCAGUCCCCGCCCGGCUGGCUGCGGUUGGGUCGCUGUCGGACUGAGGAGGAGGAGGAGGAGGAGGAGAAGGGAGUUGUCGUCUGGUAUCCAGGGGAAGCCAUGGAGGGUCCCGCCUGGUCGCUGUCGCCGCUUUUGUUGCCGCUCCUCCUCCUGUCAGGAGCCCACGGGGACUGCGGUGCUCCUCCAGUGCAGCUCCGUGCAACUUUGCAGGCUGAAGAACCAAGAGACUCCUACCCUGUUGGAACUAUUCUGCGGUAUAAGUGUAUCCCUGGUUAUCAAUAUAUCACAAUAAACCCUACUAUUAAGUGUCUUGACAAUUCAGAAUGGUCAACAGCUCCUACAUUUUGUGAAGAAAAGAGUUGUAAGGCUCCAACUGUGGAGAAUGGUGGAAUAAGAGGUGACCUUCAGUUUGGUGCAACUAUAACCUAUUUCUGUGACCCAGGGUACAAACCACAAGGAGCGACGACUGCUCGUUGUAUUUUGUUCAAUGAUAAUGUUCGGUGGGAUACAGACCCUCCAUUGUGUGACAGAAUCCAGUGUGUACGUCCUCCCAUUAUUAAUAAUGGAAGGCACAAUGGGAAUAUAUAUGAAGAUGUUUAUACUGUUGGCACCGUGGUAACGUACACUUGUGACAAAAACUUUUCCCUCAUUAGAAACGCAAGCAUUACCUGUGUAGUUGCAAAAGAUAAUGAAAAUGGAAUGUGGGAUUACCCUGCACCUGAGUGUAAAGUUGUUGAGUGUAGCAGACCACAAAUUGAAAAUGGAAGGCUAACAAGUCCAUUUCAGCCUACGUACAUGUAUAACCACCAACUGCAGUUUGUGUGCAAUCCUGGCUACACUCUGAAGGGAAGUGAGUUUGUUACAUGCAAUGCUAAAAGUGAAUGGGAUCCUCGACUUCCAGAGUGUAAUAUAGUACAGCCAGAAAAGCCAACCAUAAGACCAGGCCCUAGCCCAACAACAACAGAAACCAUUACCAAAGAAACUGAAUCAACACAGCAUCCAGAUCCUGAAGAUAAACCAGGAAGUAAUACAGUUCUGGGAAUUGUUCUUGGGGAUUGUGGACCUCCACCAAAACUGAAGAAUGCUGUUCCUUAUGACAAUGUUGAAGGGAAAACCUUCCGCCCCAUGGAGUCAGUCACCUACAAAUGUCUGGAUGGUUUUUAUAAUAUCUACGGGAAACUAGAUGUUGUAACAUGCCUCUCUGAUUCAACGUGGAGCGACAUAGAAGAGUUUUGUCAACGCUCCUGCUAUUCGCCAUCAAGGUACAGAUUUGCUAGACCACGACUUGAAGAUAUAAAGACCUACUAUCCUGCAAAUACCAGAGUGACCUAUAUCUGCCGCCCAGGUUAUGACACCAUCCCUGGAAUCAGUUCUGUUGUUACUUGCCUUGAGAAUAAUUAUACCUGGACAAACCUUCCAGUUUUUUGUGAAGGAAAAUCAUGUGGUGAUCCAGGAAAGCCAGAAAAUGGUGAAGUUGUUAUUCUAACCAAUCUCUUGUUUUCGGCAAAAGUAAAUUUCAUCUGUGCGGAAGGGUACAUCUUAGUUGGAGUGUCUUCUGCACAGUGUGUGCUGAAGGGAGAUGGAGUUGAAUGGAAACCAGAGCCCCCAAAAUGUCAACGGCAAACAAGUCCAACCAAAAGUCCAACUUCGGAGAACAAACCAUUCGGCAAAGAAACCACUAACCGAGGAACCGGGCAAACAAGUCCAACCAAAAGUCCAACUUCGGAGAACAAACCAUUCAGCAAAGAAACCACUAACCCAGGAACCGGGUUUACCAUGAGUCAUGCUGAAGAUGUUCCUAAAAGCAAACCAGAAAUUGGCAGAAUCACAGGAAUUGUUGCUGGAUCUGUGGUUGCUGUUAUAUUUCUUGCUGCUUCUAUCGUUGCCUGUUUAAAACGCACACAUUUAUGGCAUCCCAAAACUGCCGGAAAUUGGGAAACUGAAAGAAAAAUAAGUCAAAAGUGGAGGGCGCACAGCCUUGUCGCGAAGGAAACUGCCGCCGCUUGGAGCCGGCUUUCCUGCCCCCAUUUCGCCCAGGGCCUCCUGCUUUUUGCCCCCCAGGUUGGGACCCUGUCGCUACGUUUCGCUGCCCUCUCGGGAGCCCCAAGUCAAAUGGGGCGCCCUUUACUCCCCCGCCGCAAUUUGACGCUCCUUGGGCUCUUUUCGCUGCUCUCCGGGAUCGGGGGUGAUUGUGGACCUCCACCAAAAUUGAACAACGCCGUUCCUAAUGAAAAACUUCUUGGAGAAAGCUUCCCUCACAUGAAGUCAGUAACCUACAAAUGUCUGGAUGGUUUUUAUAAUAUCUAUGGGAAGCUGGAUGUUGUGACAUGCCUUUCAGAUUCACAGUGGACCCCUAUAGAAGAAUUUUGUGAACGCAGCUGUGUUGACCCACCAAGGUCCAGAUUUGCUAGAAUAAACCCUAAGGAUAUCAAGACCUACUACCCCGCAGAGUCCAAAGUCUCCUUUACGUGUCGUCCAGGUUAUAACACCAUCCCUGAGGUCGGUUCCACUGUUACAUGCUUUACGAAUUAUACCUGGACAGCACUCCCAGUUUUUUGUGAAGGGAAACCAUGUGGUGAUCCAGGCAAACCAGAAAAUGGUGACACUGUUAUUCUAACUAACCUCCUGUACUUGGCAAAAGUAAACUUCAUCUGUGAGGAAGGGUACAAAUUAAAAGGAUCAUCUUCAGCCCAGUGUCUCCUGCAGGGAGAUGGAGUUAAAUGGAAACCAGACCCUCCCAAAUGUCAACAGAUCACUUGUUUUUCUCCUCCUAAUGUUGCGAAAGCAUCAAUCAAUGGCAGUAGUACUGGCAAUUUUGUCUACAAUUCAACAGUAACCUACCAGUGUGAUGAUGGCUUUUCACUUAUUGGAGAGGCAUCUCUUCGUUGUACUACUGAAGAUAAUGUAAAUGGCGUCUGGAGAGGUUCUCUUCCUGAAUGUAAAGGUGAUUGUCCUGCUCCACGCCGGCAGCCCGAUGCUACAUUAAGGGGCGGACCCGAAAAAUCCAACUAUCCUGUUGGAACUGUUCUGCGAUAUGAUUGCAUCCCAGGUUAUCAAUUCAAACCUGGAACAAGACCUACUAUCCGGUGUCAGGCCAAUUCUAAGUGGUCGUCAGAAUCUAGUCUUUGUGAAAGAAAACCGUGCAAGCCUCCAACUAUAGACAAUGGCAAAUUUGAAGGUGACAUCCGACUUGGUGAUGAAAUAACUUUCAGUUGUGACUUUGGGUUCAGAUUACUGGGGCAAGCAACUUCUCGAUGUAUUUUGACUGCAAGCGGCUCAGUUGACUGGUCGAGAAGUCCUCCAUAUUGUGACAAAAUCGCUUGUAAUCGCCCUCCUAGUAUUUCCAAUGGAGAUCACAAUGGUGACACAUCUCUUGAUAACUAUCUGUAUGGCGUAGUGGUAACCUACACUUGUUUCAAAGACUUUUCCCUUAUUGGACAUCCAAGUAUUACCUGUACUGUUGCAGCAGAUGGCAAAAACGGAAAGUGGAGUAGACCUCCACCUGAAUGUAAAGUGGUCAAUUGCCCCAGACCAAGCAUUCCAGAUGGAAGGCUAACAAGUCCAUUUCAGCCUACAUACAAGUAUGACCAUGUUUUACAAUUUGUAUGUAAUGCUGGACACACUCUGGUAGGAAGUCAGUUUGUCAAAUGUGGUGCUGACAACGAAUGGCAUCCUGAACUUCCAACUUGUGUCGAGGGUAUAUUUACAACUACCACCACUACUGGAGGUGGUGGAGGCGGCGAAGGCGGCGGCGGCGGAGGAGGCGGCGGUGGUGGAGGCGGCGGAGGCGGCGGCGGAGGAGGCGGUGGUGGUGAAGGCGGUGGUGGCAGUGGAGGAGAUAUGGGGCCAACUGUAGGGCCAGCUCUAAGACCAACUUCUGAGACCACAGAAGGAACCAUUACCAAUGAAACUGGACCUACACAAAGUCUGGAUGGAACAGUUCCUGGUGGUGAAUCAGAUAAAGAAAGUAGCAACACCUUAGCAAUUGUCAUUGGUGUCGUGCUUAGUAUUCUUAUUCUUGCUGCAGCAGGUUCAUAUGUGAUAUACAAAAGAUUUUACAGAAAAGAGGGGAGGGUCUCUCAUCCUGGUAUACCUGACCCAGAAAAAGAUAUGGCAAUGCAGGAAAAAGGAGGUCCAUCAAGACUCUGAUUUGCUUGCACUGACUUUCUGCAGUGAACUCAAGUAGCCUUUUGGCUACAUAUUACUUCCCAGUUUUCAUGACAAUUGGAAAUGGGAACAGAGUGAAGAAAUACAGCCAUAUUUUUUCAUUACAGAAAUUGACUGUCCAUAUUGGGGCAUCUGGAACAGGAAGAAAUUUUGCACAUCAGAAAACACCUGUUCGUUUGCACUCGUUCCUUCUGUUUAGCACUUUUGUUCUUGCCGAAAGUUUCCUUGAUGCCUGAAGAGGAUCACUGGGUUGGAGUGGGACAUCUCUCUACCCAGAAAGUGACACUUUUGUUUAUCUUUAUAAGUAUAUGGCCAUUUUGUGAUAUGAGCUAGGACACACUGAAGAUUAUUUAAUAAGCUAUGUGUUUCUUUCCUCAGGGUUUGUCCCCAAUUUAUGUCUUGAAGGGAUGGAAACAUAGCUGUUAAAGUCCAUUGUACUUGUGACCUCCUCAGGAUUUCUUAUAUUGUAAAAACAUCCAAAUAUAACACGUGCCUAAUCUAUUUUUCUGUGUUUGUGUGUAUUUUAAUAAGCAACAACAAUAUUUAUACUUAACCAAAAAAUCAAGAUUACUUCUAGGACACAAAUAAUUCAGUGAAAAUGAUUUAAGAAAUCAUGCCACUGCAAUCGGUGUGUCUAAAAAGCACUGUUCUUUUUACAAUAUGGACGGCAAGCUUGUCAUACAAGAAAGCUUUUGUGUGUUUUUAAGAAAUUGUGUGUUUGUAAACUGCCUAUGGGGUUGUAUAUAUCCUUAUUUUGUUAAUUGAACAAAACAUGAAAUCGACCAAUAUUAAACCUAUGUUAAAUUAAA